Molecule: messenger RNA, 3185 nt
Organism: Pocillopora damicornis (cauliflower coral)
Lineage: Eukaryota; Metazoa; Cnidaria; Anthozoa; Scleractinia; Pocilloporidae
Source: RefSeq, a predicted model, not a curated record
ACCGCAUAACUCAGUCGAUUUGGUUACUCGCCGAGUAUUACUUGCGGGACGUUCUGUAGUGAAAUUUUUGGCGGAAAUGUUCAAAAAGCAAAAGAAGAAAUCGAAAGAAGAAACACAGACUGUUGAUAACAAGCUACAAAACCAACGUUCAUCAAACAUCGGCACUGAUUUGUCGUUUGAUGUCAUCGAAAAUAGAAGUAAUGGUGAAGUAACAGAUGCCGAUCAACCUGAUGGCUUUGAUUCUCAGGGGUUUGUCGAUUUGACUCCGGCAGAAAAUCGACCUGUAUUACUGGGACCCAAACAACUUUGUCAGUAUGUUGGAACAUUUGCUGUGAGUCUGGGUACAGGAGGAGAGGGGACAAAAACACUAACAACACACAAGGAAAGAACAAGAUUUGUAAAAAAGAAACUCAAAGAAUAUCGGAAUGCCCAGAAAGGUGUAGGUGUGGCUAUUCUCACCUCUACUGAUGGAAUCAAGGUUGUUUCUCCAGAUGGCAAGCGUGUUAGAAUGGCCCAUCCAUUACAAAGAAUCUCAUUUGCAACAUGUGAUCCAGAAUUUAGACUCUUUGCUUACAUGUCGCAUGACCCCUCCCCAGUGGGAACAGCAAUACACUGCCAUGUUUUCAUGACAAAGUACACAAGGCAGGUUCAGAGUCUCACAGCUUUGGUUGGUAAAGCAUUUCAAGUAGCAUUUUCUGAAUCAAAGUUUCCACAGGGAACAGAAAUUAAGCUGGAACCGCUGAAGAAUGGCCCAGAUGGAAAAUCACCUCAAGGAAGGAAGUGGGCCAAGCUUGAGGCCCAACAGGGACAUGAGAAUUCUCAGCAUGCAAUGCUUGCAAGGUUAAAAAAGGAACAAGAAAAAGUAGCGAACAGAAGUAGUUCGCCUAAUUCUUCUCCAAGGGAACAAGCCGCACCUAAGGAAGAAGCAAAAGUAAUGGAGCAAGCCUCGCCAACACCGUCUAAACCAUCACCAAGGAUGGGAAGACGUAGGUCUUUUGGCAAAGCUCGUACCCCACCUGAAGUCCGCAGGUCGAAUAUUCCUCAAGGUAAUGGAGUAUUUGGGCAACACGAUAGAAAGGCUGACCCCUCCGAUGUAGUCACCGAUGGAAGCCCUGUGGCGCAAAGGAAAAUCGAUGGAAGCCCUGUAGCACAAAGGAAAAUCGAUGGAAGCCCUGUAGCACAAAGGAAAAUCGGUGGAAGCCCUGUAGCACAAAGGAAAAUCAGUGCUCCAGUUCAGGGAAACAAAAUUUACACGCCACCAUAUGAAGAACGUGCUGCAGCUCCUGUGAUUACCAGAGAACGUUCAAAUACUCCGCCACCAUCGCGGAGCGACGCAGUUUCAUCAAAACAGAAUGUUUCAAUGUUGCCAGUUGCUAAGACUGCAUCUGACCCGAAUUUGUCAGCAGCAGAUCAUGAGCUGACAACAGGCAAUCGACACGAAUCCGUGUCUAAAAGUAACAGCCAUGAAGAUGAAAAUUGGUACAUGCCUGGGAUACCAAGGGAAUUUGUGAUAGAGAUGUUACAGAAUUCCGAGGAAGGCUCAUUCUUUGUGCGCGACAGUCAAAGUAGACCAGGGUGUUUCGCUUUGACUAUGCGUGUUCCAAAGGAGGCAAAUCCUAGUGGUUUUGGAAACUUUCUGAUAGUGAAAGUGAAAGAUGGCGUCAUGAUACAGGGUUUUGAUAAAGUCUUACCGGAUCUCACAGCUUUGGUUGAACACUACUCCCAACACGCUGAUGGCCUCCCCUGUAGUCUAUUGAUUUCUGGUUCGAAUGUGUUAUGUGAAGAUGAAGAUUAUAUGAAUAUCGUCCCAGCAGACCCUGAUUAUCAGAGUUUAUCAGAUUUUACCGCAAUGAUGGCUGAAUUGAGUUGAGAGCAUUCCAAGUCUUAUUUAAACGAGACAUGUAGCGGUUUGAAGAAUUGCGCUUAAAUUUUUCAAGGUUGUAAGUAGCAAUCGGGGUCAAUCUUUGCCAACCUUGAACUGGAACAUCGACAUUCCUUUUCAGAGUCUCCUUUUCUUUUCGACAUUUGUCCUCCCUAUAAAAUGAUUAUCUCAAUUUUUUAUUUGUGAUAUAAUUGGCAACAACUCAAAUAUUGUGACUUGACUACACAGUUGAUCUGGUAUUAACGGUCAUUAACCCCUUUACACCCUGACAUCGGCAUGCAUAUUCUCCUCACUGUUCUCUAGACAUUUUCUAAGAUGCCGACCAGGAGAAUUUGUCUAACAGACAAGAGCUUCUUUAGUCGUUAGUCAGUUCCUUUAUUCUCCCGACCUUGAUGUUUGAUUUAGGAGUUAUAAGGUAGGGAGAAAUUAGAUGCCAAUCACUCUUAGGGGUUAACGGGUCAAUCUUCAUUUGUCUUGUAUCUCUUAGUACAGUCUACAGACUCGAAGCACCUAAAUUAUCUAAUGAAAUAAUCGGUGAUUCUACGAUUGAAAACAAAAUUACUAUGUCUAGUAUCUACAAAAACUACUCCAGGGAAUAUCGAGUUGUUAAUGGGGUUUGGAUAAUACUGUGUUUCAUAACGUUAUUAAUAUAUACAGGAAUGGGACCAAGGUUAAGUUAUUGUGUUAAAAAUAUGAUGAAUAUUUGAUUUGUAAGUGCUGUAACGUGACAAAGUGUUUGGAAUAUCUUAUGCUGGUGGAGAAAAUUAAUCCGCAAUAGAAAGGCGGUCAACAUUGACUGAAAUCUUAAUAAUGUAAUAAUUUAUUGAUAAUUUAUAAUUGUAAUAAAUGUAAUUAUAAUAAAGUUCGGAUAUAACGCGCGCCGCGUGCGUUAUCAGGAAGCGGGGAGAACACUCGACUAGGUCUUAUGUUUCUCCCUACACUGAUUUCGUGCUCUAGCCGCUUCAUGCGUGCUUUACAACAGAACAGAACACAGUCAAGGCUUUUAAAUCUCUAUUUGUUAAUUAUACAUUGAUACUGAAUGAAUUAAGUUAUUAGUUCUCACAUGAGAGUGAUUAUUGGAAAUAAGUCACCUUAUAUGUUAAAUUUCCAUUUGAAGUCAAGCGUGCAUGUUUGAGCGGCGGAGCCACGCGGAGAAUACCCCACGGCCGCCUUCAUUUUUUAAUUGAGCGUCCAACAGAUAACCUGCAUGCGACAAAAGCUUCUUAGGUCAUUUAAACUAUGGUGUAAAAAUUUUAAUUGAUUUUACCCUUUUUUUUUUUUUCAAGUAAAAUGCAAAAAUCCA